Molecule: messenger RNA, 688 nt
Organism: Anopheles darlingi
Lineage: Eukaryota; Metazoa; Arthropoda; Insecta; Diptera; Culicidae
Exons: 3
Coding region: 37-519 (160 amino acids)
Source: RefSeq, a predicted model, not a curated record
ACGAAUUCGUAGAAGUUGUUGAGGGAUUUUGUGAAAAUGAAUUUAGAAAACUUCCUGAUUUACGUUCGCAACCUUUCCCCGUUCUAUAUCUUCAGCAUGGCAAUAUCGAUAUUCGCCGUGCUGCUCACCGCAUACUUUGGUUUGACUAGCUGCAGUGCAACGCUUGAUGAAACUGAAGCUUCCGUUGUGGGGGCCCGCAGGAAUACGAAAUCAAAAACCAAAGAAAAUAUCUCCCCCGCCCGAGACUCUGCGGAAGUGGAUGAGCCAGCUUCUAGUAGCGACAACGAUGACGAUAGUUCAGAGGGCAGCCAAGAGCGAUUACACAUCGAAACGUUGGGACAGUUGAAAUCGGCAAAGCUGAAAUCGAUCGAAAAUUCUCUCACCGAUGAGCAGCGAAAGGCAGAGAAAGAAAUCGAACGUGCUCAGCUGGCCGCUAUAUUCGAGCUUCUGAAACAACAAGCGGACAGUUCCAACCUGGACGAGGAAGAUCUGAAAGAGCAACUUAGUUUGUAUCGAUAAAACUCACAUUAUUCGCCAGCUCGCUAGAGUUCGAAGUAGAUUUUCUAGUCAAUUUUAGGAAGGUUUUGAGUUUUCCAUUACAUGGGAAACGUUUCUUCGUCAUUCUCACAUAAUAGGAUCACAUUUUCAAAGGGACCAUUCGGAAUGUUUUCUUUCCACUGCAUAAGUU